GAUCCUCGACUGGAGAGACACUUCAAGGGUCACAGGGACACCGUGACCGGUGUGGAUUUCAGCUGCACCAUGAAACAAAUAGCCACUGGCUCCAUGGACUCCUGUGUGAUGAUCUGGAAUAUGAAGCCCCAGAUGAGAGCAUAUCGCUUUGUGGGACACAAGGAUGCAGUGACGUCUGUACAGUUCUCCCCAUCAGGGCACCUGGUGGCAUCAGCAUCCCGUGACAAGACAGUUCGACUCUGGGUACCCAGCGUGAGGGGUGAGUCGACUGUUUUCCGUGCUCACACAGGGACCAUUCGCAGCGUCUGCUUCUCCAGCGACGGUCAGUCCUUAGUCACGUCCUCCGAUGACAAGACCGUCAAAGUGUGGGCAGUGCACCGACAGAAGUUCCUCUUCUCCCUCAGUCAGCACAUCAACUGGGUGCGCUGUGCCAGGUUUUCACCAGACGGUCGACUUAUUAUCUCAGCAAGUGAUGACAAAACCAUUAAGAUCUGGGACAAAACCAGCCGUGAGUGUAUACACUCCUUUUACGAACAUGAAGGGUUUGUGACAUGUGCCGAUUUCCACCCCAGUGGUACCUGCGUGGCUGCGGCCAGCACUGACAGCAGUGUCAAAGUGUGGGAUAUCCGCAACACCAAGCUCCUGCAGCAUUACCAAGUGCACAGCGCGGCUGUGAAUGGCCUGUCUUUCCACCCAUCGGGAAACUACCUCAUCACAGCCUCCAGUGACUCUACGCUGAAGGUUCUGGACUUAGUGGAGGGCAGACUGUUGUACACGCUCCAUGGACACCAGGCACAGGCAACAUGUGUGGCAUUCUCGAGAUCUGGGGAUUUCUUUGCUUCAGGCGGCUCAGACGAACAGGUGAUGGUGUGGAAGACUAAUUUUGACGUGGCUGACUACAGGGAGGUGCUGAGAGUGCAGAAGAAUAACAGAAUUGUGGACUGCCCCACCGCUGUGGACCCUCACUCUGCCCCUUCGCAUGCUGACCCUUGUUUGGAGACAGUGGAUGCCCACAAGCCCCGAUUAGGAGCGACGAGCCGCAACCAUGACCAGACUCUGGAGGUGCCCUCUGAAUCUUGCACCAUGCCCCUGUCCUCCUCCAUCCAGCAUCCUGCUGAAGGAGGGGGGUCCUCUGCCUUGACUAGCACCCUGGAACACAUUGUGGGCCAACUGAACGUCCUGACCCAGACAGUGGCGAUUCUGGAACAGAGGCUGACACUGACGGAGGACAAGCUGAAGGAGUGCAUUGACAACCAGCAGAGGAUCACCCUGCGGCUCCAGCCCAGGGAUUGACUGAGCACCGGCGUCCCCAAAAGGAUGUGCUGUCUGGCCUGCGGUGCGUCCCCUCUGACAGGCUGCCUCCCAACCCCACCCAGCACCUGGUUCUACCUUUUUCAGCAAGUAGUUCAUUGGAUCAGAGGGUUCAGCUGUGCAUUGCCUGGGUCCCAUGAUGACAUCUUGUCCUCCCUCUGUGUGUGUGUGUGUGUGUGUGUGUGUGUGUGUGUGUGUGUGUGUGUGUGUUCUGGGCGGGUGGGUUCACUUCUGUCAGGCCACCUGGGGCCACACAGACAUCCACAUGGUGAGUUAUGGGGUUCUUGGGUCUCCAUUAAGAUAAACAACAGUGGACUGAGAUUUACGCAGAGCGUGGCCUGUGUGUUUCUCUUGGUUUGUAAAGAGGACGAUGGCCGACCAGCACAACCUUGCUCAUCGGCUCUACUGAUUACUGGUGUAAAAAAGCAUUUUCCACUUCAUGAGAUCUGCAUUCUUGCGCUGGAGAGAAAAGGACCUUACUGGAAUUACCACUUUCUUUUACUCCCCCUUUAAUAUAAACACUGUUUAA
Molecule: messenger RNA, 1840 nt
Organism: Scleropages formosus (Asian bonytongue)
Lineage: Eukaryota; Metazoa; Chordata; Actinopteri; Osteoglossiformes; Osteoglossidae
Gene: poc1a
Product: POC1 centriolar protein A
Exons: 10
Coding region: 70-1293 (407 amino acids)
Biological process (GO): cilium assembly
Cellular component (GO): ciliary basal body; centriole
Molecular function (GO): protein binding
Source: RefSeq, a predicted model, not a curated record